Pleuronectes platessa (European plaice) is the source of this 1895-nucleotide messenger RNA. RefSeq names its product thromboxane-A synthase. NCBI's taxonomy places the organism in Eukaryota, Metazoa, Chordata, Actinopteri, Pleuronectiformes, Pleuronectidae. Bases 79 to 1746 code for a protein of 555 amino acids. The record is from RefSeq and is a predicted model, not a curated record. The transcript has 13 exons. Gene Ontology annotation, molecular function: oxidoreductase activity, acting on paired donors, with incorporation or reduction of molecular oxygen; heme binding; iron ion binding.
AGCCUGGUUAUACAGAGGUCAUUAGCAUCAGGAUAACAACACUGGCUUCUCUUUUUUCUCUUCAGGCUUCAAUCUGUCAUGGAGGCUGCAGCUGACUUUCUGAACGUGUUCCUCCCUGAGGCCGGGGGAUCGUCUCUGACACUCGGCCUCUUCCUCAUCUUUCUAGGUCUUCUGUACUGGUAUUCGUAUUACCCGUAUUCAGUCCUUUCUCGAUGUGGCAUCAAACAUCCGAAGCCGUUACCUUUCUUUGGCAACAUAUUCAUGUUUCGCGAGGGUUUAUUCGGCCCAAUCGCUGAUAUCAUAAGGACACAUGGCAGAGUGUGUGGCUACUACUUGGGACGCAACCCGGUGGUGGUGGUCGCAGACCCUGACAUGAUCAGACAAGUGUUGGUCAGAGACUUCAGCAGUUUCCCAAACAGAAUGACUGUUCACUUUCCCACCAAGCCCAUGUGUGACUCCCUGCUCAUGCUGAGGAACGAGCGCUGGAAGAGAGUGAGAAGCAUCCUGACCCCGUCCUUCAGCGCUGCCAGGUUGAAGGAGAUGGCUCCACUCAUCAACACAGUCACAGACGUUCUGAUUAACAACCUGAAUGUUUAUGCUGAGUCAGGAGAGGCCUUUGACAUCCACAAAUGUUUUGGCUGCUUCACCAUGGAUGUUAUCGCCAGUGUGGCGUUUGGAACUCAGGUGGACUCUCAGAAAAACCCAGAUGACCCAUUUGUCCGUCACGCUCAGAUUUUCUUCUCCUUCUCUCUCUUCAAGCCCAUCGCGUUAAUUUUCCUUGCGUUUCCUUUCCUCGCGGCUCCUCUGGUGCGACUCAUCCCCAACAAACGACUUAUCAAGAUGAAUGACUUCUUUAACAACAGCAUCAAGAAGAUCAUCACGCAGAGGGAGGAGCAGCCUCCUGAACAGAGGCGUCGAGACUUCCUCCAGCUGAUGUUGGAUGCUCGAACCAGCAAAGAGUCUGUGUCUUUGGAGCACUUCGAUACACUGAACCACACUGAUGAGCCCAAUUCCAGGAACCAGCAAGCGCAGCCAUCGGCCUCGGAUCAGGAGGCCCACAGCAGGGCUCCUCAGAAAAAGAUGAUCACUGAGGAUGAGAUCGUGGGUCAGGCUUUUGUCUUCCUCCUGGCCGGCUACGAAACCAGCAGCAACACCCUGGGCUUCACCUGCUACCUGCUGGCCAUCCACCCUGAAUGUCAACACAAAGUACAGGAAGAGGUGGACGAGUUCUUCACGAGACAUGAGUCACCAGAUUACACUAACGUUCAGGAGCUGAAGUAUUUGGACAUGGUUGUAUGUGAAGCACUGCGCCUCUACCCUCCUGGAUUCAGGUUUGCACGAGACAUCGACCAGGACUGUGUGGUGAAUGGACAGUUCCUCCCUAAAGGAGCAUCUCUGGAGAUCCCAGCAGGCUUCCUCCAUUACGACCCAGAGCAUUGGCCAGAGCCCGAGAGGUUCAUCCCUGAGAGAUUCACCCCAGAGGCCAAGGCCAAUCGACAUCCAUUUGUUUACCUACCGUUUGGGGCCGGUCCUCGUAACUGUGUGGGCAUGAGGCUCGCUCAGCUGGAGAUCAAAAUGGCUUUAGUUCGUCUGUUUCACAAAUUCAACAUCGUGGCCUGCACUGAGACAAAGGUUCCUAUUGAGUUGAAGUCAUCAAGCACGUUGGGACCCAAAAAUGGCAUAUUUGUGAAAAUCACGAGAAGAAACUCGGGAGGAGUUCGAUUCAAUUCAACACCAGAUGAUUAGAAACCCACUGUUCAUCUUCUUGGUUGGUGGAACAAGUUCCCAAUCAUCCAAUGCAAUAAGUUUUCUGAUGAUGAUGAUUCACCAUGUGUGUAGUUCAGUGACCUAAGAGAUAAAAGGUGAAUAAAGACGGAACGGCAAAACGGGUUAAA